Pomacea canaliculata is the source of this 1794-nucleotide messenger RNA. RefSeq names its product fucolectin-3-like. NCBI's taxonomy places the organism in Eukaryota, Metazoa, Mollusca, Gastropoda, Architaenioglossa, Ampullariidae. The coding region runs from base 321 to 1097 and encodes 258 amino acids. The record is from RefSeq and is a predicted model, not a curated record. The transcript has 4 exons.
UAGUGUAGCAAAGAGAGAGAGAAAGGAGUGAAUGAAACGGAUAAAAAGAGCGAGAGAAGUUGAAGUGGAUUAUAAACAAUAUGGCUUCCGUCAUUUCGACCAUGAGAUCAAUAGCAAACCUGUUAACAGGUUAUUGACAAUCUUGAAAGACGUUGAUACAAAGGAAUGUUUGCUGUAAAUAUUGCCAGGAAGCAGAGCACUCACUCACUCAAUGGUCUGAUCUCAAGGUUGUAGUCAUGUGAGACGUCACGUGACACUCCUCCAUCACUAGAGCAGUCAACACACUGCUGGCAUUUGUACCAGGGGAGGAGAGACGAGCGAUGAUGGGAGCCUCAGGAAGGAAAACAUCGCCGAGCAUGAUCAUCUUCUCUCUACUUCCUCUACUAGUGGAAUGUGACUGUGUUUCAGCCUCAAGCAACUUGGCUUUAAAGAAACCAGCUCAGCAGGUCUCGGACUUCUCGACCAUAGGUCUGGCUGGCAAUGCCGUGGAUGGAUACAACGAUGGUCUCUACAACACAGGCUCGUGUUCUCACACUAAUGACAUCAAAGAUAACUGGUGGAAAGUGGACCUCAAGGGCUACUAUACUGUCACCCAAGUGGACAUCUUCUCUCGCAUUGAAGUCUGCUGCGCAUAUCGGUUGCAGCAGUUUGAGGUGCGGGUGUCCGUUAAGAAUCCCACAACAUUUCCCUCCACUGAAGGCCAUCGAUGUGCGUUCUACCCAGAUAUUGUACCCCUGAACGGCACCUCACUGACCUGCGAUCGACCAAUCACAGGCCGCUUCGUCAGCGUCUUCAAAGCUGCCUAUGAUCACCUGGAAAUCUGCGAGCUCCGCGUCUUUGGAGACAGAAGUCUGGGUGUCUAUGAGAAACUGUCAGAAAAUUCCAUCAUCAACGGUCCUGUUCGACGAAGCCUGCAGUCAGCCUCUCUUCUCAGCUGCGGAAUGGAAUGCGAGUCUGACCUGGACUGCGUGGCUUUCAAUGUUCUAGACACAUCUUCCCGACCUUUGACCUGCGAGUUGAUUGGCCUGCAGGACUUCACGGACCCCACACAAAGCACGCGGACUGGCUGGACGGCCUUCCAGCGCCUGACCUCUUAGCCCAGCUUCAAUUAAUUAGCUCCGUGGUUUAGCUUUAGCCAUCGUCAUUUGGUGACGAAGUGAACUUGAAUGCUUUGGAUGCUGUGAUAACAAAUAUAACACCUGCUGCUUUAGCGAAAGUCUUGUCUACUUACAGCUCUUGGUGAUACAGAGAAAUCUUAGAAGAAAAGAAGUCUUAACCAUGGAUGUGUAUAUAGGUGGACUGCUGUCUGUCGGAGAACCUAAGCAAUGAAUGUGAUUAAACCGGAAGCUUUGUAGUCUCGUGCCUCCUUUUAGUAGUUAAUCCGAAAUGUGAAUAAACCGGAAGCUAUCUAGUCUCGUGCCUCGUUUUAGUAGUCUACUACUGGAAAAAGUCUACUGCCAGCUGUCCAGUAAUACAAGUUCGUGGACUUAGCCUGUCACGUUAAACGGUUUGCCUAUAAUCUGUCUGAGUACUAUUUUCGCCAGUUCAUUUGUUGUUUUGUUUUGUCGUUGUCGCUUACAGCUUUACUGUCGUGAAUACUAGAUUAAAACACCAACCAAAAAAUUUCAAUAAUCUGAUGUAUUAGAUAGUCAAGAAGCAAAAUGCUUAACUUAUCUUACAUGAAAACACACUACAGUAAAUCCCUCUCCACGGCAAAAUCUUUGAUCGGCGAUCUACCCGACUACCCGCUGUCUCCUAUUAUUACACGAUGAAUUCCUGUCUCCAGAUAAUUUC